AUCUUGUGAAUAUGUUUCCGAAGAAUCCGAUGCCAUCGUUGCAUCAUCUUGAAAAAAUCGCUGUUAAAGAUUGUGACUCCAUUGAAGUGUUAUUCGACAUUGAUAUCGAUGUUGGAUGUCUUGGUGAGAAUAAAGAAGGGUGUGGUAGUAAAUUGAGAUCCAUUAAAGUAAAAAACUUGGGGAAGCUUACAGAGGUGUGGAGGUUGAAAGUAGUAAAUAUUAACCACCCUGAUGAUGUGAUCAUUUAUGGCUGCUUUCAAGCUGUUGAAAAGAUAGACAUAGAUGGCUGUGAGAGCUUUAGAAAUAUAUUUAAACCAACCACCGCUAAGUUUGGUCUGCGAGCACUAAAGCACUGUUCUAUAAAUAGCAUCUCUCAAGCCCAUAAUAAUGACUUAAAAUCAAGAGAGGAGAUUUUUAAGGAGGCGCUCAGUUUGCUUCAACAAGAUCAAAAGGCCCACCUGAUAGCCUUAUGCGGAAUGGGUGGCGUGGGGAAGACCACGAUGAUGGAACAACUGAAAAAGGCUGUGGAAGAUAAGAAAAUGUUUGAUUGGGUUGUGAAGGUGGUUAUCGGGCAAAAGAUCAACAUAUUGUCUAUUCAGCAAACCGUGGCAGAAUACAUUAAACUUCAAUUAACUGAAACAGAUAAAACAGCAAGGGCAGAUCGUCUUCGCAUAACAUUUGCGAAGAUGUCACAAGAAAGUAAAGAGAAGGUUUUAGUAGUAUUAGAUGAUGUUUGGGAGAAGGUUGAGCUUAAAGAUGUUGGACUAAGUCCUUUGCCAAACGGCUUUAAGUUGUUGCUCACAUCACAAGAUGAAAACGUUUGUACACAAAUUGCUGUAGAAGCUGAUUCGGAUCUUAGUGUUGUUAGAGUAAAUGUGAUGGAGGAGUCAGAAGCGAAUAAUUUCUUUUUUCAAAUUUCAAAAGUUUCAAAUCCAGAGCUCAAAGAUAUAGGAGCUAAAAUCGUGAGAAGAUGUGGUUUCUUGCCCUUAGCCAUCAAAAUCAUUGCAACAACCCUUAAAUAUAAAGAGAAGCCCGUAUGGAGGGAUACACUUUACCGUUUGAAGAAAAAUGAACUCGAUAAUGAUGUGCAAAGUAUUAUUGAGAUAAGCUAUGAGUUUAUAGCGGAAGAAGAUGUUAAAGAAGUUUUUCUGCUUUGUGGCUUGUUUCCAGAUGACUUCAAUAUUCCAAUAGAAGAUCUGACAAGAUACGCAUGGGGUCUUAAGUUGUUAAAUAAAGUUCACACUGUGGGGGAGGCCAGAGACAGGACAAAAACAUGUGUACUCAAUCUAAAAAAGGCAAAUUUAUUGCUUGAUAGCGAUCAGUCCGAGUGUGUCAAAAUGCACGAUCUUGUGCUUGCUUUUGUGGUAGCUAAAGUUUCUAAAGGUGAUCAUCCAUGGAUCGUUAACCACAGUGAUGUCUCAAAUUGGAGUAGAGCUGAAAUGAGCGAGUCUUGCAGGAGUAUUUCUUUGACAUGUAUGGGCAUGUCUGAGUUCCCAAGAGACUUUAAAUACCCAAAAGUAUCCCUAUUGAGACUUAUGAAUGGCGAUGAAUCUCUUAAGUUUCCUGAUGAUUUUUAUGAGAAAAUGGAAAAUCUUCAAGUUAUGGCAUUUGAGAAGUUGUAUUAUCCUCUGCCUCCCACAUCGCUUCAAUGCUCUACCACCCUUCGAACAUUGUGUCUCCAUAAAUGCUCAUUGAUGUUUGAUUGCUCUCCUAUUGGUGAUCAUCUUUUGAACCUUGAAGUGCUCAGCUUUGCUCGUUCUCGCAUCCGAUAUUUACCAUCUGCAAUCGGGAAGCUAGUGAAGCUAAAGCUACUGGAUUUGACAGGUUGUAUGGAUCUCCGUAUCGAUGAAGGCGUCUUGAAAAACUUGGUCAAGCUUGAAGAGCUUUAUAUGAGGGCUGCUUACGGAAAUGGCAUCAAAUUCACAGAUAUAAACUAUAAGGAAUUGGGAGAACGUUCCAAGAAUCUAUCUGCAUUGGAAGUUGAAUUCAUUGAGAACAAUCCUCACUCAAAGAAUAUGUCGUAUAAUAGACUCGAAAGAUUCAAGAUAUCCAUAGGACGUUAUUUAGAAAGACAUUAUAGUGUCAAAGACAUGCACUCAUCCGAAAACACGCUGAUGAUCAAAGUCGCUAACAAAGAUGAAUUGUUGGAAUCUGGAACGAAUGAGUUGUUUACGAAAACAGAAGUGCUUCACUUGGAAACUGGCAGUGGCAUGAAAAACCUUGAAGAAGUUUUACCGAAAUCCGUACCUCGACACACCUCGUUUUAUAAUUUAAGAGUCCUUCAUGUUUUCCAGUGUUUCGACUUGGGAUACCUGUUUACAGUCCCAGUAGCAAGGGGCCUGGUGAAGCUUGAGCGUCUCACAAUUGAGGAAUGCCCUGUUAUGGAAGCACUAGUAUACGGUGAAGGAAAUGGUGAAGAAAGGGUCGACAUUAGGUUUCAGGGGCUGAAGUUUCUAUAUUUGCGUGAUCUACCAAAGUUGGAAGGUUUGUGCAACACUAACAAUAUUGUAAUCCAUCUACCGCAACUACUGGAGUUGGUUCUUUACGACCUUCCAAACUUCACAAGCAUUUAUCCGGGAGAGUAUAAAUCAGCAACAGCAAAAUCAUCUAAUGUUAUGUCCGCAAACACUAGUAGCUCUGCUAUUAUUAAUAAACCUUUCUUCAACAAACAGGUUUUGAUCCCUCCUAGGUUGGAGGUAUUGCGAAUUUAUCAGAUGAAGGCAUUGAAGAAUAUAUGGCCGCCUUGUGAGGAAGUAGUUGAUGAUGCCACCUCCUGCUGCUUAUUGCGAGAGAUUAGAGUAUACCACUGUGAUAAUCUUGUGAAUAUGUUUCCGAGGAAUCCGAUGCCAUUGUUGCAUCAUCUUGAAACAAUCUAUGUUAAUUCAUGUGGUUCCAUUCAAGUGUUAUUCGACAUUGAUGUCGAUGUUGGUGAGAUUAAACAAGGUUGUGGUAGUAAAUUGAGAUCCAUUGCCGUAUUGAGAUCCAUUGAUGUUGGAUGUAUUGGUGAGAUUAAAGAAGGCGCCAGAAGUAAAUUGAGAUCCAUUGAAGUAUGGAACUCGGGAAAGCUUACAGAGAUGUGGAGGUUGAAAGGAGGCGGCGUAGUAAAUAUUAACCACCCUGAUGACGAUGAUGAUGUCAUCAUUUGUGGCUGCUUUCAAGCGGUUGAAGAGAUACACAUAUUUGCAAAAGGUAUCCAAAUAAUAUGUUCGCCGUGUUGAUCAAAUCAGUAAUCGUAGUUAUCCUAGCUUUUAUGGUUGCCACAUAUACUCGGGUACAUCCAAUAAACAAGAUUCGAAAGUUCAUUACAUACGAUAAACAUCUAACUAGUUCAUUACACAACAUAAACAUUCGUGUAUACUUCAUUAUAUUACCUGGUAUUUAUCCCAUGGACAAUGUCACUCAAUAGAGCUCGUAGUGCAGCUACCAAUAUACCUUUUUAUUC
Erigeron canadensis is the source of this 3442-nucleotide messenger RNA. Its product is annotated as probable disease resistance protein At4g27220. The record is from RefSeq and is a predicted model, not a curated record. NCBI's taxonomy places the organism in Eukaryota, Viridiplantae, Streptophyta, Magnoliopsida, Asterales, Asteraceae. The transcript has 2 exons. The coding region runs from base 30 to 3218 and encodes 1062 amino acids. Gene Ontology annotation, molecular function: ADP binding.